This is a messenger RNA of Ceutorhynchus assimilis (cabbage seed weevil), 341 nucleotides long. NCBI's taxonomy places the organism in Eukaryota, Metazoa, Arthropoda, Insecta, Coleoptera, Curculionidae. The record is from the annotation of a GenBank genome assembly.
AUGAAAAAUCUUGGAAAUCAACCUACACAAACUGAAUUAGUUGAAAAUACAGUCGCACACAUUUCAAAGUUUUCCUGGGAAACUAGUGAAGGGAGAAAUUUGAAACUUUUUGCAUGUAAAGAGGAAGGUGAAAAGCUCAUUAUCCCAAAAUUUCAAAUUUUUCCAGUGGAAAACAACAACAUGAAAAAUGUUGGAAAUUAACCUACAAAAACUGAAUUAGUUGAAAAUACAGUCCCACACAUUUCAAAGAUUUCCUGGAAAACUAGUGAAGGGAGAAAUUUGAAACUUUUUGCAUGUAAAGAUGAAGGUGGGAAGCUCAUUUUACUAAAAUUUCAAAUUUU